GACAGAGUAAAGAUGCAGGUUGGGAAAUAAUAACUGGCGGAUUUAAUCCAUGUUAAAGCUGGAGCACUAUGUGUGGCUGUAUUGCUGAUUGCAAUAUAUAGUAAUAUAUAAUAAGAAUGAAAAUGGGUAGUAGAUCUGGCGGCUUGGUUUGUUCUACUUGUUCUUACACUGGGAUUAGGACGAGACGUUUCUACACUAACAAUAAUACCUUUCCCUCUUUCUCCUUUACCUUCCCCCACCAACCUCAAUCAUUCUCUUUCCCUAAACCUCUCAGACUCAUGUCUCAGCCUUUGACCACCAACUCUGCUGAUGGUGAUUCCUCCGUCGCCGCACCUCCCAUCCUCUUCGAUUAUCAUCUUAUCGACCAAAAACUUCUCCAAAACAUAGUCUACGAUGCUCUUGUCUGGAGCACCCUCAACUGCCUCCUUGUUGGUGACAAAUCAGUUCAGAGAUCAGGAACAGUUCCUGGUGUUGGCCUGGUGCAUCUCCCGCUUUCUUUAUUACCUGGGCCAUUUCCUGAAAAUCAUUGGAAGCAAGCGUGCGAAUUAGCUCCUAUAUUUAAUGAACUUGUUGAUCGGGUGAGUUUGGAUGGGAAAUUUCUCCAGGAAUCUCUCUCCAGAACUAAGAAUGCGGACGAAUUUACCUCAAGACUUUUAGAUAUUCAUUCUAAGAUGCUACAGAUUAACAAAAAAGAGGACAUACGCAUGGGAAUAGUUCGUUCAGAUUAUAUGAUUGAUGAGAAGACUAAAUCACUUUUGCAAAUAGAGAUGAACACGAUUUCCACUUCAUUUGCUUUGAUUGGUUGCCUUAUGACUGGACUUCAUAAGAGCUUACUUUCUCAAUAUGGAAAGUUCCUUGGACUAGAUUCCAAUAGGGUUCCUGCCAAUAAUGCUGUUGAUCAGUCUGCAGAGGCCUUGGCUAAAGCUUGGAGUGAAUAUAACAAUCCCAGGGCUGCAAUUCUGGUCGUGGUUCAGGUUGAAGAAAGAAACAUGUACGAGCAGCAUUAUAUUUCUGCACUUCUAAGAGAAAAACAUCAUAUUAGAAGCAUACGCAAAACAUUGACAGAAAUAGAUCAGGAAGGAGAAAUUCUGCCAGAUGGAACACUUUCUGUGGACGGACAAGAAAUUUCAGUUGUUUACUUCCGGGCUGGCUACACACCAAAGGACUAUCCUUCAGAAUCAGAAUGGAGAGCUAGGCUACUGAUGGAACAAUCUUCUGCUAUCAAAUGCCCUACUAUAUCUUAUCAUUUGGUUGGCACCAAAAAGAUUCAACAGGAACUUGCAAAGCCUGGUGUUCUUGAGAGGUUUGUAGAAAACAAAGACCACAUUGCCAAAUUGCGUGCAUGCUUUGCAGGAUUGUGGAGUUUGGAAGACUCGGAUAUUGCUAAAAAAGCAAUUGAAAAUCCAGAGUUAUUUGUGAUGAAGCCUCAAAGAGAAGGAGGAGGAAACAAUAUUUAUGGUGAUGAGUUGAGGGAAACCCUCCUUAAAUUACAGGAAGCAGGUUCUGAAGAAGAUGCAGCAUACAUCCUUAUGCAGAGGAUAUUUCCAGCCACUUCUCCAGCAAUUUUGGUGCGUGAUGGUAAUUGGGAUAUGGGUCAUGUCAUUUCAGAAGCUGGAGUAUUUGGUACUUAUUUAAGGAAUAAGGAUAAGGUUAUCAUUAAUAACGAAAGUGGCUAUAUGGUGCGUACAAAAAUAUCAUCAUCUUAUGAAGGUGGAGUUUUGCCUGGUUUUGGAGUGGUAGAUACUGUAUACCUAACUUGAUGGGAGCCAACCCCCAAGUUAUCAAAGCAAUUCAAAACAUUAUGUAUGGUUUAUAUAUUACCACUCAAGUCUCCUGACUCCUGAUUUUGUUUGUAUAUCUCCGAAACCAGUGAAAGAAGAAAAGAGGCAUUGUUGUUUCUUUUAAUUGUUCCUAUGGGAUGGUGUCUGUACUCAACGACCUGUUUGAUUCUAACCAAUAAAAAUUGAUGAACUGUUCUUCUAA
Messenger RNA from Glycine soja, 1983 nucleotides. Its product is annotated as glutathione synthetase, chloroplastic-like. Gene Ontology annotation, biological process: glutathione biosynthetic process. NCBI's taxonomy places the organism in Eukaryota, Viridiplantae, Streptophyta, Magnoliopsida, Fabales, Fabaceae. Bases 117 to 1760 code for a protein of 547 amino acids. Gene Ontology annotation, cellular component: cytosol. Gene Ontology annotation, molecular function: ATP binding; glutathione synthase activity; glutathione binding. The record is from RefSeq and is a predicted model, not a curated record. The transcript has 12 exons.